Molecule: messenger RNA, 631 nt
Organism: Capsella rubella
Lineage: Eukaryota; Viridiplantae; Streptophyta; Magnoliopsida; Brassicales; Brassicaceae
Product: kxDL motif-containing protein 1
Exons: 3
Coding region: 57-416 (119 amino acids)
Biological process (GO): lysosome localization
Cellular component (GO): BORC complex
Source: RefSeq, a predicted model, not a curated record
ACUUUUUUUUUUCUAUCAGAUCCAGUCGCUGGUCGCUAAUAAACAACGAUCAGGUGAUGGAAGAAUCCAUAAGAGCAGCUUCACAACAAGUCUCUGAAGAAUUCAAAACUCUUGUUAAUACAGAAGAUCUCAAUUCUCUCCGACAUUUUCAACACCUCAUAUUGGGGAGGUUACAGGAUAGUAAUGCUGUUCUAGCUCAUUACAACGAAUUUGCUGAGAAUUGCUUUGCGGAUGUAUCUUCGGAAUUCGCUAAAAACACCCGUCUUUUGAAAUCGAUGAAAUCAGACCUCGAUUACAUUUUCUUGAAACUAAGGAGCAUUAAAGGUAAGAUUCUUGCUACAUAUCCAGACGCAUUCCCAGAUGAUUCUACUAGUGAUGCAUUUGAUCGAAGACCUGAUCUUGAGUUGCCUCAGUAAGCAUUGUUAGAUUUGUAUGCUUAUUAACAAAGAGAACACCUAAAUGCUGAUUUUGGACACCUUGUUUGUUGUGUGUUGGGUCAUGUAAAUUACUGAUGUGUUCUCUUAGAGAUUUUUUUUUUUUUUCUUAUGAUGAGAUUUUGGAAAUGGUGCAUUGUAUUUUCGUUUUGAGAAAUAUAAUUCUAAAUGUUUAUAUGAUUUUAAAUUUUAUGAUA